Messenger RNA from Ylistrum balloti, 6163 nucleotides. Its product is annotated as rhotekin-like. Gene Ontology annotation, cellular component: actomyosin contractile ring. Lineage: Eukaryota; Metazoa; Mollusca; Bivalvia; Pectinida; Pectinidae. The record is from RefSeq and is a predicted model, not a curated record. Gene Ontology annotation, biological process: mitotic cytokinesis; signal transduction; actomyosin contractile ring assembly. The transcript is spliced from 13 exons. The coding region runs from base 290 to 1690 and encodes 466 amino acids.
GAAAAGUUCAGGAAGGCCUAUUUUGUUUGUAUUUACGAGGGAGGAUGACAUCUCAUUUUUAUGACUGAUUUUGUCGGGGAAACAUCUUGUGUCAAGUUUCUAAAGUUUUUCAUGUCAGGACUAUAAUACAGCUAGCUGUUGGUCAGUGUUAAAGUUUAAAAGCUACUGCCUGCAAGUUACAGGCUACAGCACCAUGUGAUCAGCUAAACAUAAUUACACCAUGUGGAGCUAGCUGGGGAGUGUAAUUUCCAAGUACUCUACAAUAUAUAAAUAUAUCAUUUUCAUUAGGAUGGAAGACUCUUCUGUUUUCAUCACUGACACAGACCUACAACAAAAGAUUGACCAUGAAGUUAAGAUGCGAGAGGGAACAGCCAAGCUGUUGGCUGCAACCAAACACCCUGCUCAGAUGUUGGAAGCCGCCCGAAAUCUCCUUACGUCCAAUACUCGAAUCAUUGCCUAUAUGACAGAACUCCAGAAACGAAAGACAGCUGAAGUUCUUGGCAAAAAUAUGUCUAUGGAUGGUAACCAAGUCCCCUGUAAGUCAAGUCUUUGUGUGUCAGAUAUCCGAAUCCCUUUGAUGUGGAAAGAUACAGAUCAUUUUAAGAACAAGGGAGAUUAUCGCCGCUUUGCAGUAUUUUGUUUAGUGCGGAUUGGGACAGACCUAUACGAUACAUCUCUCAUUAGUAAUGUCGACAGGAGUAUGACUGACCUCUCUUUUGAUGAUGUCAUCAGUUUUGAUAAUGUUCCUCACAACUUUGAGUGUAAGUUAGAAGUGUAUUGUCACAAACUUCAUGAAGAUCUCACAAUUGCUAGCACACCAAAGAAACUCCGGAAGAAAAUCAACGAUAUUUCGGGUUCUGUCGGGCGAAGUGUUGGCAAACGACUAUCCGGAUUGAACGACGCAGACAUUAUAGGAAACAUGGUGUUGGGACCAAGAUUUGAGCUAGUAGCUGAAGGAACUAUGGAGCUGAAAGAUGUUGAUGAUUCCGUUAGGACCUUUGACCUCCAGCUUGUAUCAACCAAUCAAGCUGCAGAGUCUGGAUGUGAGAUUCCACUGUUUGGACACUACUGUUGUCGACUGGCAGCUCAGCCCGAUUGUUUAGUGUCACCAGAGGUCACAGGCUAUCUCAAUAUACAGGAGGACGAUGAUUUAGCCAAGUGGAGACGGUACUGGUGUAUGCUCAAAAACCUACAGUUGUCCUGCUGGUUGUCACCUAGCGACACAGAGGUUACAGAUCCACAGGUCACAGUACCUGUCACAAAGAACACUCAGAUAAGUGAUGCUGACCCACGGACAAGUGAGCGGUCACACACAUUCCACAUAAAGACUGUCCAGCGUCGUGGCACAUUUCAACAUACACUUGCAGCUGACUCAGCUGAAGACUUGAGUAAAUGGUGGGACGGACUACAGCAGCAUCUUCUCGAUCAAGCAUUCUGGAAGCAUGCCUGUGAACAUGUAAUGCCACUAAAGAAAGCUUCCCCAAGGAAGAAACCUGCCUUCUUAAGGAAAGGGUCACUUUACGAGGAUACACCUAUAGAAGAAACUGCACCAGCAAAAUCAACUCAUGUCAUCCGGGAUUUGGGGAUGGAAGAUGAUCAGCUCAGUAAGAUGUUACACACACUCAUGGGGGAAGCCAAACAGAUAAGGGGAGACGACUCUCGAAAAUCAUCAUCAGCCAGUGUGAGCUAGUUGUGGCUGAAACUCACCUUCAUCACAACAUUUCAAAAGUGCUAGAACUCCUGUGAUGUGUGAUUCCAGAAUUCUGAUUCUGGUUUAUAGUGAUUGUUUAAUCACGCCACUGGAAACAUGAAGCCUUGGGCAAUAUACAACUAUCACAGAAGUUUUGCAUCAGAAAAUCUCAAUCAGAGGUUUUCAGCAGCGGGCUUGAUAAUAUUUAUAUGGAAAAACCUGUGAGAUUCUGAAAAUCUCUGAAACAUAGCAUCGACAUAUACUUGUUUUGCUCACAAGAGAACAGAGAACAGGUGGACCUGUUCAUGUAAUGUACAUUUAACAUAUAAACCUUCCCAUCCCUGCUGGAAAAAGACAACACUAUAUAUAUAUAUAGACAUCUUGCCCCGUGUUGUGUCACAUUGUAUCAUUGUUAGAUAGGCAACCCACGUGAGACGCUGUAUUACCAUGUUAUCAGAUAAAAAGUGUCAUUCAUCUUCCAUAAAGCAGCAUUGUAAGUGUCUUAAAAACAUAGUUUUACAACUUAUAAUGAUUUUACAGAUAACCAAUCAUUUUAUUAUUUAUAACAAUUUUUUUUAAGUGUUUGCGUAUUCAUUUUUUUAUUCCAUCAAUUUUUGUUAAAGGCACUGGGUUUAUUGUUCAAAAUCAUGUGCUCCUCUGAUAGAUGUAAUUGGAAUAAAGCCAUGAUCCUGUUUAUUACUUUUAAGAAGGAAGUUUUGGGGCAGAAAUAAUGGCCUAUCGAAAUUGUCAGAUAAAAUCAGUGCAAUAGUGGAACUUUUCUCAUUAUGUCAUAUUGUUGGCAAGCAUGUGGUUGAUCUUUAUUAUUUGUGAAAUUUGUGAUCCUUGGCUAAAAAACUUCAUUUAAUGUUAAAGUAUUUGAGCUGCUUUGACAGCUGGUCCCCUCAUCCUAAUAUUUCUUUGUGACAGAGAAAAGUUGAUAUUCAUUUACAAUUCUACAGUAUUUGUUAUUUGUGUUACACAUGUGAAAAAUUCCCCUUGUGUGACUAAAUGCCGAUUCUGUUUUUUUUUUUUUUUCAUUCAGUAUAAUGUUUUGAAUAAAGAUUGAGCUGAAUAACUCCCUUUGUAUUGUCAUUGUUUUAAUCAUGGCAAACCGUUCAAAAUUGCUAUAAUUUGACAAAAUUUUUAAAAAAUAUACCCUCAUCUAUUCUCUAACAUAAAAUCAGGCUUAAAUUAAAACUAGAUAUAUUAAAUGAAAAUAAAAUGAUAAUGAAAAAAAAAUGACAAAAAUAUUGUACCAUUGUGUUGUAAAAUAUACUCGUAUGUGACAAUUAAGUAUCUAGUGCUGACAGAGAGGGAUAUAUAUAUUUAUUUACUUUUAAGAAAUUUUAUGUUUAUUGUUUUGUGUUUUGCCUUUGAUAUUCGGUAAAGAGAGUGUGAUGUGUUUUGAACACAAAUUUUCAUCUCGUGUUUAUUUUGCUCUUACAGCUCAAACUCAAAACAGAAAAUGGAAAAGUUUUAUUAUUUGAUAAGUCAGUAUUUCAAUCAUUUGAACCAAAAAACUGCUCAGGUUGGAGCAAAUCUUUUGUCCUAGAAAGAAGAAAUAGUUGUGGAAAAAACAAUACCCAGUCAUAAAAAGUAUGAUUACAAUAGAUGGGAGAAUUAUUGGAAGAUGGUUUCAGGUAAUACCUGGUAUUAUAUAAGUUUGUCAUUUUAGUUGAUAUUCAGAGUUAACUUUCUUUUUGAAACUGAACCGGGGAUGACAGGUAAACAUUUGUUUUUGUUCCCCCACCCCCUACCCCCAACCCACCUUUUUGUGUUCAAAAACCAAAAUUCAUGAAAUGAUAUAAAAAUGACUGAAUUCCCAACUGCAGGAAGAAACGGAUCAAAUACAAUCAAAGUACAGCAACAUUAUUCAUUGUACUUCAUUUUUAGUAUAUAUUUUCAUUCCCCACCACACCCUGCCCUGCCUUCUGCCACGCCCCGCCCCGUCCCGUCCCACCCUGCCCCCUGAGUGGUAGUUACUGUCUGUUAACAAUAGCAUCUGUUGAAUGCUAAAAUUGCUUGCAUACAUGCCUUGUUGAUGUACAAGAUGAAGAUAUUUUCUGUUUGUACUGUGAGUUAUUGUUCCAUACACAGUUGAGAGUUUAGUUAGGUGAGAGGAGGUGAUGUCGAUACACAUUGUUUUAUAAACUCCUAGUGUAACAUUGAACUAAGUUUACACUCUUUUGAACUCAAACAUUCAGAGCUUCACGGUGAAAAUCAGUCACACAAACUAACUGGAAAAUAUAGACAAUGUUGUAUAACACUGUUUACGUAGAUUUCAUUUUUUAUUUUUCUGAAACAACCUACAUUUAUACUAAAUUAAUGCCAAAUAUUAUUUUAUUCUAAUUGAACUUUUUCAAUUAAAUUUGUCUUCAAUUUAAUUAAUUUUUUUAAUCACAUUUUUUCCCUCUUGGUUGCCAGAUAAUAUUAAUUUUGUCAUUUUACCUAAAAUCAGUUUUACCUCGUUUUAUUUUAUACAUUUGAUUUACAAAGCAUUAUGGGACCACUGUGUGUUUGAUGUAAAAAAUGUCAAGAAAAGUUGUUCUCAAAGUUACACAGUUGUGAUAGAGUUAUCUACCAAUUAACUACUGUAUGCAGUUAAGAGUUGUCUUCAUUUCAAAUCUGUUAAAGCUAGGUCUAGAACUCUUUUAAGUUGGAGGUAAAAAAACCAGAGGUGUUACUCUCUACCUUAACAUGAUAAAAUGAUGAAUGCACCACCUACAAAUACCCAUCUUGUGUAACAAUAUCAAGUGAUCUGCAACAUGUCCAUUCAUAUUAUAUAAUGUUUUUGGUUUUUAAAUGAUAUCAGUAGAAUGGCAUUACUGCAACGUUAAAACACUAAAAUAGGUGUGUAUAUUUGUAGGAAUGACAUGUGAAGCGUAAUGUUUGUGUCUGAAUGUAUAUGAUUGUGUGCCAGAAUAUUAGAAAUUGUUAAUGAAAUAUACAUCCUUUUACACACUGUCUCAUAAUUUCAUACCUGGUGGGUUUUUUUUUUUUUUCUUCUGAUAAAAAUUCUUCAUUGUGUAACCAAGAUUUACAUACUAUUGUAACCACUACAUCAGAAAAAGUCAUUGAUAUAAAUUAAUAACUUUAACAAACCCAUUAAACAUUUAAUUAGGCAAUUAGAAUACAGAUAUUACCAUACUUUACUAUAGAUCUUGAUGCAAAAUCAUAGCACCGAGUCUCAGAGCUCAAAAUUUCUUCAUGGAGUGAACCAACCUUACUCAUUCUGAUUUAUUUGCACUUCAAACGAAGUACUCAAUUGAACCAGAUACCAAACAUGUAUGAAGUAUGAUUUAAGAAGUGUCUCUUUUUUAUUUUCAUACAGCAAGUUUCAUGAAAUUGUAAUUAAAUUAAAUAAUGGAAGUUUAAUGAUCUUUUAAUGACAUCAUUAAGUUGUAAUAUGUCUGGGUGUAUAAUGACAGUUUAGAAUGAUAGAAGGACAGAUAAAACUGUUCUUAUAUCAUAAUCUGUGAGUUAUACAAAAGAUCUACAGCAAGUUUAAAAUCACAAGUUUUCCAUUUAUAAAUCGCAAUACUUGAAGCAAUAUAUGUGUACACUGUACUUACGUUCAUUUCUGUACUGAAGCUGAUGGUAUUGAACACCAUGUUCAUUUCUGUACUGAAGUUGAGAGUGUUGAACACCAUGUUCAUUUCUGUACUGAAGUUGAUGGUAUUGAACACCAUGUUCAUUUCUGUACUGAAGUUGAUUCUGUUGAACAACAUGUUCAUUUCUUUACUGAUGUUGAUGGUGUUGAACACCAUGAUCAUUUCUGUACUGAAGUUGAUGGUAUUGAACACCAUGCUCAUUUCUGUACUGAAGUUGGUGUUGAACACCAUGUUCAUUUCUGUACUGAAGUUGAUGGUGUUGAACACCAUGUUCAUUUCUGUACUGAAGUUGGUGUUGAACACCAUGUUCAUUUCUGUACUAAAGUUGACGGUGUUGAACACCAUGUUCAUUUCUGUACUGAAGUUAAUUCUGUUGAACAUUGUGUUCAUUUCUGUACUGAAAUUUAAUUGUGUUGAACACCUUGUGUAUUUCUCUGCAGAAAUUUAUUCUGUUUAACCAAUAUCGAUCUUGGAAUGCUUGUACAGGUUGUAUAACAAACAGAAGAUAAAAAUCAAUCUUCCUGAAUAAUUUUUUAUUGAUUAUGAAAUAAAUACAAUAUAUUGAUAUGAUUUCUUGUGGCCAGUAGUUAGGUAAUUUGGUGUUAUAGCUGAUAUGUUUGUCAUGAAUGCCGGUUGCGAUAUUAAUUAUCAAACCUUGAUAUUUUUUGUUCAAUUUUCCAAUUGAUAUUUUGAUCUCCUUUUAAAAUAAGUUGUUAGCUCUAAAACAGAAUACCUGCUUUACUUUGACGCUUUAAACUGUUAUAUGACUAUAAAGAACUAACUCCAUGUUCUGGUGAUUAUUAUAAUACACCUUGAUAAAUAUGUCAUCUUCAUACUCACUCACUUGUCACAAAAACAUUAA